Molecule: messenger RNA, 1850 nt
Organism: Peromyscus leucopus (white-footed mouse)
Lineage: Eukaryota; Metazoa; Chordata; Mammalia; Rodentia; Cricetidae
Gene: Smarcd3
Product: SWI/SNF related, matrix associated, actin dependent regulator of chromatin, subfamily d, member 3
Exons: 13
Coding region: 193-1680 (495 amino acids)
Biological process (GO): regulation of transcription by RNA polymerase II
Cellular component (GO): nucleus; SWI/SNF complex
Source: RefSeq, a predicted model, not a curated record
GGCGGGCGGCGGCGGCGUGGGCCGUGGGCCGUCAGGGCAGCCCUGAAGGGGCCCCCUCCCCACUCCGCUCGAGUAGAAGUGUGAGAGAGCCCAGCAGGACUCAGAGGGGAGAGUUGGAGGAAAAAAAAGGCAGAAAAGGGAAAGAAAGAGGAAGAGAGAGAGAGAGUGAGAGGAGCCGCUGAGCCCACCCCGAUGGCCGCGGACGAAGUUGCCGGAGGGGCGCGCAAAGCCACGAAAAGCAAACUUUUUGAGUUUCUGGUCCAUGGGGUGCGCCCCGGGAUGCCGUCUGGAGCCCGAAUGCCCCACCAGGGGGCGCCCAUGGGCCCCCCGGGCUCCCCGUACAUGGGCAGCCCCGCCGUGCGACCCGGCCUGGCCCCCGCGGGCAUGGAGCCCGCCCGCAAGCGAGCAGCGCCCCCGCCCGGGCAGAGCCAGCCACAGGGCCAGGGCCAGCCUGUGCCCACCGCCCCCGCGCGGAGCCGCAGUGCCAAGAGGAGGAAGAUGGCUGACAAAAUCCUCCCUCAAAGGAUUCGGGAGCUGGUCCCUGAGUCCCAGGCGUACAUGGACCUCCUAGCAUUUGAGAGGAAACUGGAUCAAACCAUCAUGCGGAAGCGGGUGGACAUCCAGGAGGCCCUGAAGAGGCCCAUGAAGCAAAAGCGAAAGCUGCGCCUUUAUAUCUCCAAUACUUUUAACCCUGCGAAGCCCGAUGCUGAAGACUCCGACGGCAGCAUUGCCUCCUGGGAGCUGCGGGUGGAGGGGAAGCUCUUGGAUGAUGUACGUCCUGGCCCAGUCCCUGUCCCUUUCCCACAGCCCAGUAAGCAGAAGCGGAAGUUCUCUUCCUUCUUCAAGAGUUUGGUCAUUGAGUUGGACAAAGACCUUUAUGGCCCCGACAACCACCUCGUUGAGUGGCACCGGACACCCACAACCCAGGAGACAGAUGGGUUCCAAGUGAAGAGACCAGGGGACCUGAGUGUGCGCUGUACCCUGCUCCUUAUGCUGGACUAUCAGCCUCCCCAGUUCAAACUGGACCCCCGAUUAGCCCGGCUGCUGGGGUUACAUACACAGAGCCGCUCAGCCAUUGUCCAGGCGCUAUGGCAGUACGUGAAGACCAACCGGCUGCAGGAUUCCCAUGACAAGGAGUACAUCAAUGGAGACAAGUAUUUCCAGCAGAUCUUUGACUGUCCUCGCCUGAAGUUCUCCGAGAUCCCCCAGCGCCUCACAGCCCUGCUGCUGCCCCCUGAUCCGAUUGUUAUCAACCAUGUCAUCAGCGUGGACCCAUCAGACCAGAAGAAGACAGCAUGCUAUGACAUUGAUGUGGAGGUAGAGGAGCCACUGAAGGGGCAGAUGAGCAGCUUUCUCCUGUCCACGGCCAACCAGCAGGAGAUCAGUGCUCUGGACAGUAAGAUCCACGAGACGAUCGAGUCCAUAAACCAGCUCAAGAUCCAGAGGGACUUCAUGCUAAGCUUCUCCAGAGACCCCAAAGGCUACGUCCAAGACCUGCUCCGCUCUCAGAGCCGAGACCUCAAGGUGAUGACGGACGUGGCUGGUAACCCUGAAGAGGAACGCCGGGCAGAGUUCUACCACCAGCCCUGGUCCCAGGAAGCCGUCAGCCGCUACUUCUACUGUAAGAUCCAGCAGCGCAGGCAGGAGCUGGAGCAAUCUCUGGUCGUGCGCAACACCUAGGAGCCCGUGAACAAACGCCACUGUGGACCAGGCAGCCACGCUGUCCAGCACAGGCCCUGGACUCUGGCCUCCCUCCCCUGCUGCUGUGGGGUUGGGGGGGGGGGGGAGUGGGGAGGACUGGAUUAAAGGUCACUCAUCAGACAGCAGUCUUGUGGUCAUUGGGGACUGGG